CCAAAAUUCUUGAUUGAUUUUUCUAUCCUCGUCAGGAAAGUAUUAAGAAGAGGGCAUGAAAGGAAUACCGUCUCGUAUCUCACUGUAAAAAAUACGUAGUUUAGUGACGUUUAUUAUGUUGGUAAAGUUUGUUGGUAGCACUACUUAUUGCUGAGUGCAGGAAGUAAAGUAAAUGUAGAAAAAAAUGAUUGUAAGGUGAAGCACUGUGAAAAAUAUCUCAAAAUAAUUAUAAGGAAAAGCGGCAAAUUUGACAAGUUACUACUACGUUUUAAUGUUGUGGCGAAAACACGCCGCUUUGUGUUUUUGCGAAUUAGUCAUGAACUUGUCGAUCUGACAUUAAACUUGUGCACUGUGCUGUGUGCGCGACUCGAUGUGAUGCCAGUGUUAUUUACUGUACAGCGCCGAACACCAGUGACAUCAUGUUAACAAUCAGAAGAAACAUAAUCUGAUACAGCAAAUGCAGUAGAUUUGAAGCAGCAAUACUCCACUAUGAAUAGCACAAAGAAGAUACAGCACAAGGAAAUUUUUCUGGCAUGCAUAUUUUUAUCUCAUUUUGCUGCUAUAUGUUCAGCAGAAGCAACUUAUUAUGAACAACAAAGUGAUGUGUGUGGACACACUCACUAUAGUGCUCCACAAGGAAGAAUAUCAAGUCCACAUUAUCCAUUUCCAUAUCCAAAUUACACCAGUUGUACAUGGGUAAUAACAACUUCAGCCCAGCAUCCUCUUAAUAUAAGGGUAACAGAUCUUGACAUCGAAGAUGAUGCUAACUGUAAACAUCCUCCAUGUUGUGUGAGCAAUUGGUUAUCUAUUCCAAGAGCAGGAGGAGGAUCAAAACAAAAAUUGUGUGGCAAACUGACACAUUCCGUGAUGGUUACAUUGCGGCAACCACAAGCAGUAAUCAAGUUUCAUUCAUCUGCUGUUCAUAAAGAAGGGAGAGGAUUUUUGAUCGUAUAUAACACAUAUGAUUAUUAUGAAGAUUGUAUGCAUUGCACUGAUGGAAGAUGCGUGCAGGACUUAACAGUGUGCAGUAUGUUUUCCUGUUCUGGAAAACCAGGAGCUCCGUGUAUGGGAGAUAGUUAUGACUGUUUCAAUGAAACUCAAAGGUGUAAUGGAGAGAUAGAUUGUCGGUCUGGCCGAGAUGAGGAAAACUGUCCCCGUCAUAAGUGCUCUUCAGAUGAACGACCGUGCCGUUCUGGACAGGGUUGUUACACAUUUGAACAAGUGUGUGAUUCAAAAUCUGAUUGUGCUGACAACACUGAUGAAACUAACUGUGAUGACACAUGUAUAGGAAGGCAUAAAUGCAGCGAUGGUCGCGGAUGUUAUUCCAGUGUUGAACGGUGUGAUGGAGUACACAACUGUAUGGACAAUUCUGAUGAGGAAAAUUGCUAUAGAAGAUUUCAGUGUGACGAUGGAAAUUAUAUACCACAUUCUGAAUGGUGUGAUGGACAAGAAAACUGUAAAGAUGGAAGUGAUGAACAAGGAUGUAUCAAGAACUCCGUAAUAGCAGCAGCUAUAAUGGGAUCCUUGCUGUGCAGUUUAUUGUUGGUGAUUGCUGUCGGGUGCAUGUGCCGUCUGUACAGUCUGCGCCUUGCUGUUACAAACAGUUACCGUAUUCACCAUAACAGUGGGAGCUUUUCUACACAGCCACCAGUGCCACACCUCGACGAAGAGUUCUUCAAUCGGGAACCACCACCAGCGUACAGUGUGGCAGUCAGUGGGUGCCCUUUACAGUGUGCAGCCACUCAACCAAACAGUAGGCUGUUUGGCAAUGAACACAGUAUGAUGCAGAGACAUCAACAUUUGAGCAGCAGGCGCAUGUCCCGCAGACAUUCAAAUAGGAGGAGAAGUCAGAGGAAUAUUAUGGUCACAGUACCUCCACACUGUGAUCCUAAUGUCACGCUCGGUUUGCAGUCCCAAACUGUGACACCAAAUUAUGCUGGUCUUACAAGCAGCCAGUUGCCAGUUCUCACUCAGUCUUCCGGUGCAGUAUCGGGAGCAAAUGACCCUGUUUUAGUUCAACAGGGUGAGGCAAUACUACCAGCUGAAAACACAAGUAAUAAGUUAAAUAAUACAGUUAGCGGUGUUCCCCAGCCUGCAGCACUUGUGCCAAAUCAGGUAGCAGAAAACUUGCCCCCUCACGCUCUUUAUGAAACCUGUAUUUUAAAUAUACCUGUAGUUCAAACUCCUGCAAGAACGGUUUCCCCAUCUCAUUCCUGUAUAACAUCUGCAUCAGAAUCUCCGAGCAGGAAUAGUGUCACUUCGUCAACAAGUUUGCUUUCGUACCUCUCGGGUGAUGAGGAUGAACAGCUCUUAGUCGUUCCAGCUUCGUAACUUCCCCUCUUUCAUCCUUUGGUUCAGAAAAUUGUAUGCAUAAAGGCAGAAAGUUUUGAAGUAAUAUUAAAGUAUAGCGGUUAAAAAAAAAGAUGGCAUUUUAGAGUGUUGUGUAAUUGUGGUUCAGCUUUGUGUAUUUGAUUGGUAUAUGAAGAGAAAAGUAAAUGAACCAAUUAGCUUAUGUGCUUGAGUUGUGUGUGCCUUUUGUCCCAUCGAAAAAUCAUUUGUGUAAGCUGGUAUUCAUACUGUUGUCAUAAAGAUUUAUGUUUAAAUGUGUGACCUGUCCCUGGUUCAGUUAUUGUACAUUAAAAUGAUCUGUAACUGUAAUCAUUAUGAUAUUGUGUAUGGCUUUCUAGAUUUAUGUUCCAUAAGAAGUACAAUAAUAAAACAAAAUUGCCAUACUACUUAAGUUGAAAAUAUGUGAUAUAAUGGUGGCACAUGGAAUCUCAAUUUAUUCUAGCCACACCCAAUGUAAGAAUAAUGCUCUGUUCUUGCCCGGUAUUUGGCAUGUAGCAGUCUAAAAGCAUUGAUUAAACUGCUGUGUUAGCAUUUACUGUAAUGUCUGUUUUGUUAUAUGUCCUAAUUUUACAUUUAUUUACAGAAAUAUUUUGCUGUACAUAAUUUUGACAUAUUUGACCAGUAAUAAAGUAUUAUUAGUAAUAAACAAA
Molecule: messenger RNA, 2999 nt
Organism: Schistocerca americana (American grasshopper)
Lineage: Eukaryota; Metazoa; Arthropoda; Insecta; Orthoptera; Acrididae
Product: low-density lipoprotein receptor-related protein 3-like
Exons: 8
Coding region: 490-2331 (613 amino acids)
Molecular function (GO): protein binding
Source: RefSeq, a predicted model, not a curated record